Messenger RNA from Heterobilharzia americana, 2628 nucleotides. The record is from the annotation of a GenBank genome assembly. Lineage: Eukaryota; Metazoa; Platyhelminthes; Trematoda; Strigeidida; Schistosomatidae.
AUGCAGGAAGAGGUAUCAGUUGGUAAAGAAGAUGAUCACUUUACGCCCCACAGUCGACGGAAUCUUUUGCAGUCUGAGGUCCUUUCUUUUUUCACCCCAGUUGCGGACAAACUGAGAUUGAAGGACAGUAUAUAUGUUGGCAAACCAAACCGUGAUAUUUUCGAGGAAACUAAACUGCGAACUAGAACCGUUACUGUAAAAAUGAAUUCUCCAUGUGUCUCAGAUGGAGUGGAAAUGCCAUUCAGUAGGAAGAAUAGUUCCUCACCGAAUAAACUGGAUGUUCUCACAACUAAUAACAAAAAUGGUGUAAGGACCCUGAAUACGCCUGUAUCCAUGAAUCCAGCAUCAUCUUAUCCAUCUACAUGUAGUUCUGUAAAUUCAAAUGGAUCUGUUCCUCAUACGAAGUUUGUUGAUAUUCACCAUGAAGAAUGGAGCAAUAAAAGACCAUCAAUUCCUACUGGUGUUUCAAAUACAUGCCGAAAGUCGCUGUUUACCAGCUUAAUUCGAAGACUCUCAACUCCACGAAAUAAACCAUCUCGCACUGGCAGCCCCUCUUUGAUAUCUAAUGGACCUCAGACAGUAUCGCAAAUCGGUUCUAAAUCAAGCGAUCAUAGCCCGCGGAAGUUACGCAGGUGGUUUACAAAGCGUAUGUGGAAGUCAGCAAAAAGUCCUGACCCACUAGAAAGUGGUACAAAUUCCCAGCCUUCGUUAACCAGUGCGAAUCUCGUUCUGAAGAAUCAGUAUGCAAAAUCCGUGAUCGACGACUUAUCAGAAACCUUGGGAUCUGUUACUCAGGAUUUCGGAUCUGUUCCUAUACUUCGUAAGCGCGUACUUGUGCCACACUCAAUAAACUCUACAUCACCAAACUCGCAGGACUUUCUCUGUCAAAACUCUGUUAAUAAGGUCUUGGACACCUCCACGAAGUCCAACAUUUCCACUUCUACUCAAUCUAAACUUCGUGCUAAUAAAAUACACACUGAGGUGAAAAUAUCAUCUCCCAGCUGUUCAUCACCCACUGUAUACUGUUACCGUGAUACAUCAAAGAAUGACGAAGAUCAUUUCUCAUGUCCAGCCACUACCAGUUCACCCUUAAGCUCCAUAGUAUUACGUGAUGAUAGUAUUGACUCGGCUGAUAGUGAAAGUCACAGAUUUGUUUCACUUGCUGACCACUGUACAAAUGAUAAUAAAGUAGAUACUUUACAUCAAUUGGAGAAUAUUUCUCAAUCCAGUGCAAAAAUUUCACAAUUAGCAAUAUCCAAUUAUUCCAAAUCUCCUUUGAAUACAGCAUUUAACUACACACCGAGUUAUCUUGGUGUAUCUGUGGCAGCAUUUGGUUAUACCAGAUAUGGUUCAACAUCAAAAUCAGUAAAUAACUUAACCAACACAAAGAAUUCUUGUAUCACCAAUAAACAUCGUUUUGGCAAUAAUAGUGAUCUACCCAUAUCUCUUUCUCAUGAUGGAAGUGUUAGUUCAACAAUUCGAAAUUAUGAAUCAAUACUUACUGAUAAGAAAGGAUCAAUUUCUUUAACACAAAGUGAAAGAGAAAAAUGUGAAAGUCCAUCAACACUGGGGAUAUCCACUUCAUCAUGCCGUCGAACUGAAUCUGGUCAUGGUGAUGUUUUGGAUUUUAGUAUGGAAAAUGUUAAACUGAGAAGGAAAAGAACAACCAGUCAUAAUGCUAAUACCGAUGAUCAACAACACUGGAAUCGUUCUUCACUUAUCAUGUUGGCAGUUGCUCAUGCUAGUCCUCGUGGUCGUGUUGUAACACCGACAGCCACAGUGAUGAAUAAACCUUUUGUGUUCAGUGUUUCAGAUGCUACGACUACAUAUGAAGCAGUGUGUGAAAGUCAAAAUGAACAAAAUACUAUAUCACAUUGUCAAACAGAUACAGUUGAUAAAUCUCUCACACAUAUACUUCAUGAAGAUCUAUCUAUAAUUGAUGACCAUUCCGAAGAAUUGAAUAAUAGUAAUACACCACAGAAAAUUUUAAAUCAAUCAAAUAUUGAAAUAGAUGGAAAUUAUUAUCUUAAACAAGUUGAUCAAACAGAAAAAGAAUUGUUGAAUAAAGUUUCUGAAGUUGAAAAUGAUCUUAGAAAUGAUCAAGGAAUGGAUGAUGAAGUUUCUGGCCUCCUUCGCACUGCUAGUGGUAAAGCAAAACUAUUGAUUUCUGAGAAGUUUUCACAAUUUCGUGGCUUAUGUCAUCAAAAUCUAUCUUGGGAAAAUUCGAAAGAUAAUGUUGACAAUUCUGUAAAUGAAUCCAAUACAACAUUGGUCACUUUAUUAAGUGAUCUGGAUGGAUUCUGGGCAAUGGUAUCACUUCAAGUAGAUGAUGUUCGUAAUUUAUUCAAACAAGUGGAUUGUUUGCGUGCUAAUCAGUGGAAACUUACAAAUGAUUCACUAUCCAUUAGAAAAGACUUAUCAGAUGAUUCGACUACUCCCUUGGGAAAACAAAAGAUAAAUCGUAAAGUUAUCAAGUCUGAUGUUAAAAAACGAAAUGAUUUAGUUGCUAGACAACAUGCUCGUGAACGCCUUGAACUUGUCAAGCGUAAUAUGCGUCUAAAGAAUAUUAAUACAUCACAUGAGAAAUCCACAUUAAAUAUGGAUGAAACCAAACUUAUAUUUGUGUAG